UUUAAAUUGGUCCACAUACAUUUUAUGGCGGCUUUUAAUAAUCUUAACUCACCUCAAUCGUUGGAAUUCAUCAACAUUGGAGCACCAGCAUGUGUUGUUGCAUAAAGCGUGGCGGAGUACAUUUAUCCAAACAAUGAAACUCAAAUCCAGUUUGUCAACACUCAGCUUGAUGUUAUGUUGACAGAUAUCGUAUAUAACGCAAGAAAUCUCAAGAAGAUUUCUCAGCCCUUUAACAAUUCAGACGUGCUGUUAAAUGGACUCACAUCUCAGACACCUGAGAUCACAAAUAUCACAUAUCUGGAGUAUUAUGUCAACUUCUCACAGUUUGCCAAUUAUACUGCAGAGAUCAUAAAUGGUCAAUGGCAGUGUGUUGGACCUCGCAAAACAAACCCUGACUACAGUCAUCAACAUGGAGGGUCAACCUGUAGGCGUUACCUUGAGGAGUCUAGCCUUGAGCGGUUUUAUGGCCCACAGUGUGACCUCUUCAGUCACAGGUUUGGAUCACUGGCAGCAGCACUCCUGCUCUUCAUUAUCAUAAUUGCUGUCAUCGUCACUAUCACAACCCAGCUCUUAGGCCAUGACAAAUAUGGCGUGGACACUUCCAAACCACAGGAACCGGCAUCAAAGUCCCACGACCACAACCACUCCACCAGUGAGGAGAGACUAACCCGCCAUGCGCUGUGCGAGCUCAAGGCUUUUAUGCCCUCCUGCUCUCGGACCAGGAAAAGAAGCAACUCUUAUAACCGAAGACUGUUUGCUUUUGAAGAAGAUUUCUUUGACUUCUCGGUUACAAGUGCGUCCACUUUUUUUUGGUCAUCACUGAUUUAAAAAAGAUAUAUAUUUCAACAAUUUCUCGAGGCAUCUAACAUUCGCAGCAUUGAUGACAUCAAUUGUUUUCACCGGGAGAUCACUAUUUAGGAUCAGCAAGCGCUUGUACAUCAUCAAUCAAUUCUGACAGCCAAUUGCAGGUAUUGUUGUGUAUCUUGUGUACUAUUUUAAAUCACAUACAGUACGUAUACAAAUAUUCUGGAGUACAAGGACAGAUUGUAGUUAAAAUGUUGAUACAAAAAUGUUAUCAUUCUUCUGUCUUUCCAGAUCACAACAAAACGUCCAGAUGUUUGGAACAUCCUCAAUCCAUGAUGGCUACAGACCUCAACAUUUUGUUUGAAUCACAAUGUCUUUCCAUAAUUUAGUAUCAGUAUGAGCUAAUAACUUUAUCUUGAACAUGAUAUUAUAUACCAGUGGUUUGUUUUGUGAUAUGCAUACUAUCACUGUAUUUUACAUUAAUUCUAGUGCAUUGUUGCCUCUUGUGCCAAUAUAU
Molecule: messenger RNA, 1321 nt
Organism: Pseudoliparis swirei
Lineage: Eukaryota; Metazoa; Chordata; Actinopteri; Perciformes; Liparidae
Source: RefSeq, a predicted model, not a curated record